Messenger RNA from Ochotona curzoniae (black-lipped pika), 3197 nucleotides. It is a transcript of the gene RAB8B, whose product is annotated as RAB8B, member RAS oncogene family. The record is from RefSeq and is a predicted model, not a curated record. Gene Ontology annotation, cellular component: synaptic vesicle; plasma membrane; endosome. Gene Ontology annotation, molecular function: GTP binding; GTPase activity. Bases 84 to 707 code for a protein of 207 amino acids. Lineage: Eukaryota; Metazoa; Chordata; Mammalia; Lagomorpha; Ochotonidae. The transcript has 8 exons. Gene Ontology annotation, biological process: cellular response to insulin stimulus; protein localization to plasma membrane; regulation of exocytosis.
CACGCCCCCUCGCCCGCGGCCCCCUCCCCGUCUCUCCCCGCCGCCUCCUCGAAGCUCCCCGGUCAGAGGGCCCGAGCAAGAAGAUGGCGAAGACGUACGAUUAUCUGUUCAAGCUGCUGCUCAUCGGAGACUCGGGAGUGGGCAAGACCUGUCUCCUGUUCCGCUUCUCCGAGGACGCCUUCAACACCACCUUCAUCUCCACCAUUGGAAUUGAUUUUAAAAUCAGGACGAUAGAACUGGAUGGGAAGAAAAUUAAGCUUCAGAUAUGGGACACAGCAGGCCAGGAAAGGUUCCGAACAAUUACGACAGCAUACUAUAGAGGAGCUAUGGGCAUUAUGUUGGUGUAUGACAUCACAAAUGAAAAAUCCUUUGACAAUAUUAAAAACUGGAUCAGAAACAUUGAAGAGCAUGCCUCUUCAGAUGUUGAAAGAAUGAUCUUGGGUAACAAAUGUGAUAUGAAUGACAAAAGACAAGUGUCCAAAGAAAGAGGAGAGAAGUUAGCAAUUGACUAUGGGAUUAAGUUCCUGGAGACAAGUGCAAAAUCCAGCACCAAUGUAGAAGAGGCAUUUUUUACGCUUGCACGAGAUAUAAUGACAAAACUCAACAGAAAAAUGAAUGACAGCAAUUCAUCAGGGACAGGUGGACCAGUGAAAAUCACAGAAAACCGGUCAAAGAAGAGCAGUUUCUUCCGUUGUUCACUGCUUUGAUGGACUCUGGCUGAGAGACUGCAGCACCGCCAGAGGGAGGGCCCUUCCCUGCUUCUCUGAAAGCACAGGUCACCCAGCCUCUAAACCCCACGGCCCGGCUGCUGCGGAGAGCACUGCCCAACUCCGACCUCUGCACACGGAAAGCCAAGCGGAUCGCAGCCUGCGGCCUCGCGCCCCAACAGGCUCGUUUCCUUUCAGACCUGGAAGCAAUGACGUGGAGACACAAGCAGGACCUAACUUGUUUUCCCUUUGUUUUCCUGCCUGUUGCAGAAGCUGCUAUCUUUUCUUUUUCACUUUGCACACAGUGUUACUCUCUCCCUACCACAGCACAAUCUGAGACUCAUCUUGGCACCCUUUUGGGUCAUGAAGUAGCUGAGUAGCUGGAUUUGUAUUUUUUUAAAAAAAAAGACAGGACAUUGAAAGCAGAGGCUAAGGUACUAACGUGAAGGGACUUGUGGUCUGGGUUCUAAGGCCAAAUGUUACUACAUUGGUACCAUUUGUUUAAGGGUGUUGAUUUGUGAUUUUUCUCCAGACUCAUUAAGUCAUGCUAAAUAUUUUAGUUUCAAAAGUUGUGAAAAUGCCCAGCUCUUCAUCAGAGUCCACCGUGUCAUCACCUCUUGAGGUGAUCAGGAGCUUUGUCUUGUUCCCAACUUUCUCGGAGAGUCCAGAAAGCUCCAGGAGCCAGGUUUCAGAUUGAUUACCUCUGCCUAUUCUGUGGAAAUCACAUUUGGAAAUCACUGUAAUCUCACUUUUCUCUUAGAAUCUGUAUUUGCUCUUCUUUUCUAUGUUUGAGAUAACGGCAAUUCCUUGGUCAUCUAAACCUAAACAGAUUCUUAACCUUGCUGUAUUUUCCCUUGUGAAUUUCUUGAGACACCCCAUCUCGGAUUUCAUUUCAGCAUCUAGCUGUAAUUGUGUCAUGUGAGGACUUGUAAUGUUUUUUUCUUGGCUUUAUCCCUUAGCUAGCUAUUGAAAUUGAGAUACCCAGUUCCCAUCCUAAUCCCUGUCCACGAGAGUUAACAAACGUCAAACUGGGAUUUUAGUUUGCGGAAAUCUUACUCUCUCCCACAUGAAGAUGAACUUGUUUAUAUAAACUUAAUAGAGAUAAUUCUUGGUAAUGAUAAAAAUAAUUAUUUGGGUUUUUCUAUUUCUUUUUAAUUUUUAUUUUUGGUUGUGCGGGGUAGGAGGUUUUAAUAAAAACAAUUAGAUCUAGCACAGGUUGUAGGACAGCUCUUGCCUUUUCAUUAGAGUUAAAUGAGGUCAAGGUUUCAGUUUUGAAACAGUCAUUGUUACCUGUGCAGAACACAGUCCCAUCUGUUUAGGCUGAUUGUUAUAGAAACUGGUCUAGUCAUUUGGGCCAAAGCCAACCAAAAGCUUAGUUGCCUUUCUUACCAAACAUUGGUACUGGUAUGCCUUUCAUAGAUGAAAGCAUCACAUUAUUUGGUAUUUAGUGUAUGUGCCAAAUUCAUAUCACUGCUGUUAUUUUUAGCCUUUGGUGUCAUAGGGGAUCAUUAGAAGAGGGUUAGGGAAUUAGGGAAAUGAGGACUGUUAAUAAAAAUGUUUCCUGUGUAUGCCUACAAAAGUUACUCUCACGAUUAGUGUAAAAGUGGGAGAUGCGAAUGGAUUGGAUUAGUUGUUACCAGAGAGGAUUCUGCUUCAAAAUAGGAUAUGCUAUUAGAAUGCUUACCACUGGUCAACCUUUGGUACUUCUUUGAAAACUUGAGUGGCUACAAAUGGUAUUCCAGAGCUAUCCUUGUGGAUAUACUAUACUACUGUUAAGAAAUCUCAGCUUCCUUGGUUUGUUUUGCUUUUUGUUAACUGAAAGUUCAAAAUCACCCGUUGCUGUCCCAAUAUAAUGAGUAAUUCCUUGACUAAAAUUGACUGUAUGUCUGCCACUUUCAAAUCAGAUACCUUUUUGAAAAGAAAAUAAUUUCUUAGAACAUCUUGUAUCUACUAAUUUUCUGGGGAAAAAAAAAAGUUCCAAGCAGGUAAGCUUUCUAGAUGGUAGCAAAAUACUUUCUGAAAGGGGAGUGCUAUGACACCAUGUAUGAAUGUAAUUCUCUUAGUAAUUUACCUCUUGACUAUUUGGUGUCUUAACACUUUGGUUUCUAUCUCAGGGGUUGUCUGCAAACCAAAUCUGAUACGUUCUGUGGUCAGCUUUUGUUUUUGUUUUUGUUUUGUGUUUUUCUUUUUAACAGGAUACUUUGCUUUUGUUCUAUUUCUUCUCUCUUCCUUUGUCCUAUGUGGGUUAAUGACUAGUCUCCAUGAACUUCCCUUUGCAAGAGCCUGAAAAGUUGGCUGAGUCUGAAAGUGCUCUUUGAAGUAGCAGCGAAUCGGGACUGUAUGCUCUGUUAUAUAGAAAUAAAUUGUCCUUGCUAUUUUCUUACAUUUUAGCUUUGCUAAAUUGUACAUAAUUUGAGCUGAGCCCAUAAGAAAUUCCCUUUCUGCAUGGUAAAAUGACCCAAUAAAUAUUCCACUUUGCUUAAUAAUGUA